This is a messenger RNA of Xenopus laevis (African clawed frog), 10822 nucleotides long. Its product is annotated as KIAA1549 S homeolog. The record is from RefSeq and is a predicted model, not a curated record. Lineage: Eukaryota; Metazoa; Chordata; Amphibia; Anura; Pipidae. The transcript is spliced from 20 exons. Bases 134 to 6664 code for a protein of 2176 amino acids.
UCUCCGCGAGGUGUCGCUGUUUCCCGGGGGGAGUGAGAGACUGAGGGGGGAGAAGAAGGAGAAGAAGCGGCGGCUCCUCAGUGUAAAGCGGGGCCCGGGGGUCUCUCUCUUCUCUUCCCGCUAAUCGGGGGCCAUGGAGCGGGGGCCGCGCGGGGCCGGACUCGCCUGUUUCCUCCUCAUCGCGGGGAUCGGACUGGAGAUCGGCCGGGGGGCUGCGGGGGAAGACACCAAGUCUUGGGGCCCUUUGCCAUUGAAUGGAAGUAACAUGUUAGAAGAAGUCCAAAACUCAUCAAAGACUAUAGCACCCGAUGAAGAGUUCCCAUUUCCCCUAUCACCUGAACCUGUCUUCUUUAGAUCUACCAUCACCCAGUCACAAGAUCUUUUACAAACUGGGAGUUAUGCAAACUCGAUUGUACCAAAUUCCAACACUGAUGUUUUGGUGGACCAAGUUAUACAAGACUCAACCUUUCAUUUUCAGUGGACCACAUCUAUGGCCUCCUCUCAUGAAUCAUCUAAUUCAGUGGUCUCAGAUGCAUCACCUGGACUGAGUUCUACAGUCCUUUAUUCUUCAAUCACCAGGGAAACGGGACAGUCCCUUGUAUUUCUAGAGUCUAGUAUGAACAAUCCUGCCUUUAUUUCUCCAGAACACAUUGUGGCUACCUCUGCUGUGAUUGCCCGUGAAGCAUCUUCAUAUGGAGAACAUUUAUCAGUAUCAUCAAGUUUAGAAGAGUGCAGCUCAAUUUUUUGGACAGAUACUUUGUCCCAGUCUGACAUUAUUGAAGAUACACUUGGGGGUUCUAAUGCACAGCCUACUACUUCUCUCGAUGCCCCAGUUAUUCAACAGACUAGCAAACCAAUUGAAACCAUUUCAAGGGAUGCCAACUUCCUUACAAGUGGAAAUGCUUUACAAAGUAUAUUUUCAAUAUGGCAGUCAAGUACAAAAGUUAUUACCCCCAGCCUUUAUAUGUCUUUGUCAACCAUUCCUCUUGACUCUGAUGGUAUUGAUCUUUCUAGCAGUCCUCUGGUGACAAGCGGAGACAAAAGCCUCACAGCAAUUUCUAGUCCUACUUCCAAUCUAGCACAUGAGAUAUUGGACCUUAGUUUGAAUGUUGCUUCAUCCAAGCUUCAGUCAGGGGAACAAUUAGAAAGCAUAUCAAUUAAACCAUCAGCAUUUGGUGGAGAUAAAUUUUUGACCAGCAUGGUGCCAGAUUUGGAGGUUGUAGAAGAGUCCACUCAUGAAAUCUUUGUCAGCGUCUUCCCAUCAGUGCCGGUUACUUCAUUGUCUUCUUGGCAGCUGGAGAGUUCAGUAGCUCCCAUGGAUUUCUCAAGCCUUUUAGAUACCAGCUUUAUGGAAACACCAUCUUCCACCCUUCUACAGUCCCUUAGUAGAGAACCGGAACCAUAUGAUUUGUCUGUACUUGGCAACACAAUGGCCAAAUCAACUUUUAUGGAUUUCUCAAGUCUUUUAGAUACCAGCUUUAUGGAAACACCAUCUUCCACCCUUCGACAGUCCCUUAGUAGAGAACUGGAACCAUAUGAUUUGUCUGUAAGUGGCAACACAAUGGCCAAAUCAACUUUUAUGGAUUUCUCAAGUCUUUUAGAUACCAGGUUUAUGGAAACACCAUCUUCCACCCUUCUACAGUCCCUUAGUAGAGAACCGGAACCAUAUGAUUUGUCUGUACUUGGCAACACAAUGGCCAAAUCAACUUUUAUGGACUCAACCUUUUAUGCCACUGACUCUUUGGUACUGGAAUCACCCCUUGCCUCUACUGCUGAUACAUAUAGGACUCUCACGACCCUUGACCAAUCUCUUUUUGAAACUGUGAACGCAAUAAAAGACACGGCAUCCACCAAUACUGAAUCUGUUAUGUAUUUUAGUGAAACACUGUUUCCUUUGGAGGAAUCUGAGACCUUUUCCUAUGUGUUCUCUUCUCACCGGCCAGUGGUUUCUCUUCUUGAACCAAGCAGCACGUUGCCUUCAUUUUCUGAAGAAAUGCCUACAUCGCUCUUUCCUAUGGAAUUUAGUGAACCGUCAUCAAUCUUUUCUCAGGGCUCAUCUGCUGUGAUUUCAACGCCGGAAUUAUUUUUCAGUAGCUCUGCGCUGGAGUCCAGUUCAUUAUCAACAGUGGACACUAUGGAUUUUGCACCUUGGCAAACCUCAACUCCUUACUUAAUUGCCUCACCUACUCCAUUUUCCAUCAGUGGUGGGGGAGAGAACAGUUCAAGUGUCUUCUCAGAGUCUUCAGAGCUUUGGGAGGCAACAUCCUCCUUACAGUUGGAGUCUGAGUUUCUGUAUACCUCAAGUUUUAAUGGUGCUAUCUCCACAUUGCUGCCUUUGUCCCCAGUUUCUGAUGCAGAUACCGUGGUGCAGUCGCUCUACACUUCCACCUUUGAUUAUUAUACCAGCAGUGACCUGGAUACAGAAAGUCUUCAGACAUCUUUAGUAACAACAUUUUAUUUAAGUUCAUGGAUGUCCAUGUCUGUAUUUGAUGGAAAUACAGUUGUUACUCCAGAAAGCCCUUUGCAGACACAUGAACUGAGUGUAACCCCAACAAUAAACUUAUCACCCACCUUAAGUGAACUUUCCAGCCUGUUAGAGAGCUUUGGUGAUAUGUCCAUCUUGAGCUCAACAACCACCUUACCCUUGUUGUCCACAGAGAGUAUACAGAGUACCCCAAGUCUUCUAGAUACCAUUAGUGAUAUGCCCACCCUAAGCAUUGAAACCACCUUCAUCUUACCACCUUCUUUGACUGUACCAUCCAACCUGAGUAUGCCAUACACAGUUAGUGAGAUUCCAUCCACUUCAUACUUACUACCCACAUUGAGUGAGGCUCCUACUUUAACCAUGUCAUACACCAGUGAUAUACCAGCCACCUUACUGUUACCAACCACCUGGAGCGAACAACUCAGUCUGAGUAUACUGGAAACAUCCAGUUAUAUGUCCAUCCUGCCAACAACUUCAUUGUUAACACCAAGUGUACAGCCACCUUUCACUCUCAGUGAUAUAUCAACCACCUUGCUAUUGUCACCAACUCUGAAUAUAGAAACCAGCCUCAACGUGCCAGACACCUCCAUUUUUAUUGAAACCAUUCCAUCAAGCUUUGUCGCACCACCAACCACAAGUGCUCCCUCCAUCUUAAGUAUGUCAUUUACGGCCACUGACAUAUCAACCAUAUCCAUACCAGCUACUCCACAGGUGUCACCCACCAUGUUUGUACCUCCCAUUGUGACUGUGUCAUCCAUUUCAAGUAUAUUGACCACCCUAAGUAUUUCUUCCGCUAUCAGUUUGUAUCCCAGCACUAGUUUGCCCAUUAACCCUGGUGCUCCUCAUACUUCAAGUAUCAUUCUUUCUCCGACCCGUAGCUCAGCUGCUACUGUGGCACCUACAGCUUCUACACCAAAUCCACCUGCCAAUACAGAGGUUCCUAGUACUGUAGAAACAGUCGCUACAGAAGCAACAACAUAUACAAGCCCAUCUCCCGGGCCUACAAAAAGUCCUUCAACUUCUGUUCAUCCCUUUACAUCUCCGGGGCCUACAAAAAGUCCUUCAACUUCUGUUCAUCCCUUUACAUCUCCGGGGCCUACAAAAACUCCAACCUCUGUUCAUCCCUUUACAUCUCCGGCUGUAUUCACAACAUCCGCUCAUCUGACCACGACCAGGCCACCACUCGUGUGCGAUGUCUCUAAUCCUGAACCGUAUUUGGUUAAAGCAGUUCUAGCCAGAGGUGCCAGCAUAGACAGUGUAACAGAAUCCAUUAAGGAGCUACUAUCUAAACACUUUAAUCAUUCAGUGGAGUUGGAGGUUUACACUCUGGAUCCAGGGUUCUCCUUCAUGGCCACCUCGGGGCCAUAUGUCUACACGUCAAUAGCCGUUGAAAACAUCCUGAGCUACAGCAGCCUCUUCAUGGGACUCUCCCUGUCCAUCCUUUCCCUAGAGACGGCAAAUAUGGGGCUUGACCAAAGAUUCCAGAUCCAGACUGUUCUCCAGUUUGUACCACAGUCAGUUGACAUCCGACUUUGCACCUUUAGUGAACAGAUACAGAAGGGACUAAGUCUAGCGAUGUAUGAAGUGAGAAAGUGGCGCCAGGAGUCUGAUAACUUCACUGUGCAGAUACUGAACAUUACUUCUGCCUCUCGGGGAGCAGUUUGGAAAGCGCCUGUGACUGUCUCUUAUGGCGUCAGGGAUCGAAGCGGUUUCCUAAAUGGCUCUGAUGUCAGCGACCAACUGCGGAACCUCAGCCUGGUGGAAUUCAGUUUCUUCUUGGGGUUCCCUGUUAAACAGAUCGCUGAACCAUCUCUGUACCCUCAGCUCGAUGUGUCCCCUCUGCUCAAGGACUCCUGGCUGCGUACAGUUCUGCUGGGGGUGGUGGAACAGCAGCUUCGAGGUGAAACAUUUCAGGCUGAUAUUGAGCGGAAACUGGCGCAGCUCAUCAGCGAGGCGAGCUCCCAAAUGCGCCGGUGGAAGAGAGCCAGCUUCGCAGGCAGCAGAACAGUGCAGGUUGUGAACGUCUCCAGGCUGGAUGGUUCUGAGGACCCGGUGCAGUUAGUAUAUUUCGUAGAGGAUCAGUUUGGGAAGCGCUUACCUGCUGCUGACGUGUCCAGCCUGAUUAAUGAGGUCAACGUCCAGCGGGCGGCCAUUAUUCUGGGGUACCGGGUGCAAGGCAUUGUGGCUCAGCCCCUUAAUCAAGCCCAAGAAGCCGACCGCCAGGCCCAGAACCUGUGGAUCAUCGUGGGAGUGGCGGUGCCGGUGUUGGUGGUGACGGUGAUCAUCGUUAUCCUGUAUUGGAAGUUGUGUAGGACGGACAAGUUGGAUUUCCAGCCGGACACAAUGAGUAACCUGCAGCAGCGGCAGAAGCUACAGGCCCCCAGCGUUAAGGGCUUUGACUUUGCUAAGCAGCACCUGGGGCAGCACAGUAAAGAGGACGUCCUUGUGGUCCAUGAGCCUCCGCCUCCCAUUCUGCACGGACCCCUCAAGGAUUCCACCCCCUCGGAAAAUGGGGAUUUCCCAACCCCUAAGUCAAAGGGCUCGUCCAAACCCCCCAAAGUGGGGCGUCAUCGGGGAAGCAGGGUCACCCCGUCGGAUGCAGGAUCUGUUGCCAGCGAUGGUUCUAGCGGUAAGGAGUCUGCUGAGGAAACAUCACCCAGACCUUCUGCGCCUCCACGAGAAGCCAAAGUCCGCUCAUCGGCCAUUGGAGAGCUGCCCAUGUUCAGCAGUGGCACCGAGCAACACUCCUCGGCCUCCAUCUUUGAACACGUGGACAGGAUCUCUCGCUCCUCGGAGGCCGGCCGCCGCCUCCCCAGCAAGAUCCAACUCAUCGCAAUGCAGCCCAUAGCCGCACCCCCCAUGCACGGACUGUCUGUGGCCGAACGGGAAGCCGAGGUCAACAAGAUCAACAGGGAGAUUCAGACCACUCUCAGGCACAAGUCAGAGAUAGAGCAUCACCGCAACAAGAUCCGGCUCCGCGCCAAACGCAAAGGACAUUAUGAGUUCCCCUUGGCGGACAUGGUGGGCAUUACGGACACCAAGGAGCGGCAGCGCAUGUACCGCAAAGCUCAGAUGCAGUUCGAUAAAAUCCUGGAUCCGGUCAGCGGGAUGCCAACUGUCUUCAUAGAGCAGCGGAAGAGCUCCCGGUCACGGCGCUCCCCCAAACAGAGGCGCAGACAGCAAGGAUCUGGGAGCCCCCCGGAUGCUGAUCGAGAUCGCUUAAUUACUACUGAUAGUGAUGGGACCUACAAGCGACCCCCGGGGGUCAGCAACUCAGCUUAUGUGUCUGACCCAGACCUUCCUUCCGAUGACCCCACUCCAGUCGCCGACCUGGGGAAAUACUCGAGCUCCCCCCAUCGUGUUCCACCUCCCGCACAGUAUGUUCCACCCCAGCCUUCCAUUGAAGAAGUCCGACAAACAAUGCAGUCCCUGCUGGAUGAUGCAUUUGCACUGGUGGCCCCCAGCAGCCAAGGGGUUACGGUCCCAGUGGCCGGACAAGCUGCGACAUCUGAGCAACAACCUGCAGACAGCACUUCAGCCCACGGCGGCCGAGGGACUAAACCCUGGGUCUAUCCCCCUCAACAACCAUCUCAGAGGUUCCCAGAAUACGGGAUCCCCCCGGCAACUGCCCCCAGCCAUCUAACCAGAAGCCCUGGUUUUAGUUCAGGCUUCCUGCCCCCAGCAGAGGUGGUACCAACUGAAUCUCAGCAGACUGAAGCCUCUUAUCCUGCCAGAGGGCUGUUCCCAGAGGACGUCUCUUCUUUAGCAAGACCCCGGCCACUAGGGAGCACUGCAGGUCCUGCCCAGAUUCACCAUCUGACACAAGUUGGCAUCGCUAGCAGAAUGGGUGUGCCAUCCACCGACCUACCAUCUCACAGGGGUGGACAACAACCAGCAUUAACUCCCAGCUGGUCAUCCUAUUAUCUGCAAGAGGAGACUCAACGGAACGUACAUAGUCACUCACAUGGACUGCAGGAAUAUGGAGUGUUCCCAGGCAACAGAGGUCCUGCCCGUCAGUCUGCGGCCACCGCUCAUCUCCAACCCUCCAUCUGUUACCCAUCUGGCUCAGCAGAAGACCUUCACCCCGGCCACUCCUCAGCCUCCCUCAUUAAGGCCAUCCGGGAGGAACUCCUGCGCCUGUCCCAGAAACAAGCGGUGGUGACCAGUUACCACAGCUGAUAAGGGCUGGGCAGGACGGAGAAGUAGCUGCUUCCUAUGGAAGCCAGAGGCAAGUUGGAGAGUUGUUGGAGGAACCAAGGAACAUUUUAGAGGACAGUGAGAUGGGUCAGCCAACAUGUUCAAAGGCAUUGUUAAGAGAACUGGAGAUCUGGAGUCCAAGUUAACACUGUCACAUGCACCUACCUGCCCUGACCAGGGUUGGUUAUGGAAUCUAUCCUUGGAGGAUGAGGCACCGGAGAACACUGGUGUGUAUAUCACUGCUAAUGGUGGACUCUAGCCUUGUGAACUCUAGGGUAGACUCUGUCCAAGCUGCACUUGCUACACAGUCAGUUGUCCUCAAUUGAGAUACCUUUGCCAUAACAACACCAGCAUCCCUGAGUCUGGUUGGGCAUCUUGGCACCCAGGAGUGAACAAUCACCAAGUGCCAUAGCAAGUCACACUACCAGCAAUAACAAUGCAUAGGUGUUCAGUAGGGUGCAGUUUCAUGACUUCUAGGAUAAGGAGCCGAGCCCAGGGAAAUUUGGGGGAUAUGUUUUUUUAAGGUGGCAUUUUAAUAUCCCCAGAGCUGAGUUACAUUAGAUAGUCUGCUUCUGCUCUGGAGGGGGAGGGGUAACAAAACCAAUUGAUUAAGUUGGUUUUAGGGUCUACAGUUCAACAAACUCAGAUUUUUGUUUACAUUCAGCCUACACCCUAACCCCCAGCUGGCCAACCUAAACCCAAGGUACCAUACUUUAUUUUUUAAAGUAAACCUGAUUCAUCAACUCAACACAUAAGUCAUCGACUCAACGUAAACGUUCUGACAACAUCACAAUAGGCAGUGUUGCCAUGGUGUCAGAGGGUUGGUUCUAAUGCAUCACCAAAAGUGAUGUGCCCUGCUUUUCUUUUGACCCAUACCUGGGGCUAAGUUUCUAGACCUGUAGGUCAUGUGCAUCACUAUAUUGUUUGUCUUGGAUGUGGAACUUGAUUAUACUUUUUAGGGACAUCUUAUCUGGGGCAAGGUCUGACAAUUGAGAGGGCCAAUUGAAGAUGUGAACUUUGUUGGCCACCAAAGGUAACUGAUUAAUUAGUAAUGUUCAUAAUUCAAUUUUUUUAGGUUUUGUCUUACUACUGUUAAAGAUGGUGGGAGUUUGCAUUCAGGAACAGAUAAAGCAGCCCUUAGAAUGCUGGGUGUUGUAGGUCAGCAACAGUGAAGCUUGUGAUGUCAUCUUGUUGAUGCCACCCUAUACAUUGGACCAUAUCUAAUAGUGUGUCCAUAGAAACAAUUUGGCCAAGGCACUUAAAAUACUGAACUAUGGCUGUAUUUUGAAACUAUAUACCAGCAGUACAACAAGGUGUACCAAUGCUGACUUUUUAUUGGUCAUAGCAACAAUGUGUGUUAAGAGUGGCAUCACCAAGAUGCAUAAAUGAUGGUACUUUAUGUGAUGCAUUCAUUUGCCUAAAAGGAACAUAUUUAGGUGCCAUAUGGUACUGCAGAAGAUGAUGUAGCACCAAGGUACAUUAAGGUUCAAUAUGUAGUGGCAUCACCAAACUGCUUGAAGCUUCAAUGUAAUGUAGACCACUGUCUAGAGUGACCAAGUUGAAUGAAUGGUGGCACAUUCUCUAGUACCUCAGGAGGUAUAGCACCAAGAUGCUUUCAGUAGCGUCGACAAGGUUCUUGAAUGUUGGGUUGUUUUUGUUCUUCAUUAGACCUAGUACCAAGAUACUCUUGUGGUCAUCAGUAGUAUCAUCAGAGAACACAAAUGGGUCUUCUAUGGUGCUUCAGUUGUGGUCUCACCAAGGAUUGUGAGUGGUGGUACUGCAGGAAACAUAGGACUAAGAUACCUUUGUAGUCCUAUUUCAAGAGUGGGUUCACCAAGAUGUUUGACUGGUUUUAAUAUUAUCUGUUACUGUAGGAGACAUAGAAGCAGGGUACCACCAAGGUUCUCCUCAAGGUGCAUAAUUGAAUUUUCCUCAACUGCCACAGUGUCCUGGUGCCCUGUGUCUAGUGUAUUUCGGCAGGGAACUUGGGUUCAGUAAUUGUACUGAAACACUCACUAGCCUUAUUAUACAGCAAUAACUGUAGGAACCACCAUGGGCCUUACCCAGAUGCCCAAAGUAACCCAAAAAAGUGAAGCCAUCGGGUAUAAUAUUUGCUUGCGGAUGUCACUUGUAUCACAUGACAUUUGGGUCAUGCCCCUCUUGUUCACUGUCUCCAAUAAUGUUAGAUCAUUGGCAAAUUAAUACAAAGGUUAAGGUCACUUAGGUAUGUUAUAGAUGGGCCUAUUCUAUGCCACUUUAUAGUUGGUCUUUUUUAUUUAUUUUGUAUGGUUUUAAGUUAUUAGUGCUCCUAUUUUGCCAGUUUUAAGCCUCUUGCAGAAAACAGUAUCUUUUUGGGGGCCACUAUCCCAACAAACAAACAGAUCGACCACGAGGGUCCAUUCUUAUUUUUAAUAUCUGAUCGUCUUACACUUUUGAUCUUCCAUUCUGACUUCCAAAUAGAUACUGUAUCUACUUGCUAGGGGUAAUUAAGUAGUUGUAGUGGAAGUGUGCUCCAAAGCUAGUGGGUCCUGAGUCAUCUGUAAGUAGGUCUAGCUGGUGGUUGGACUUGACUAGACUUCCAUAUGACUUCUUUGAGGUGUUCUUCCUUUAAUGCUUGUGUUACCCUAAUCUUGUUGGAAGGCUUCUUAUCUGUCAUUUGGCUCUGUCUAAACAUCUGCUGAGUAUUUACCCCUUGGGGUUAAGCCUCAAAACAAAGUCAUGCAAACCAAGAAGGUGCCUCCAGGACUUCUCAGCUCUCACAGCUUCCUUAACUUCCUUAUUAAUCCUUACUACUUGUCAUUAGCAAAUUUAAAUGUCCUAGCAGUUGAAUCAAUGUCUUUACCUAAAAGUGGUGGGACCUACUGGUCUCUUCCUGGUCCCAGGGUGCCCCUAAAUCCUUGAGUAGGGUCAGGAACAUAUCAGUAGUAUUUUGGAGAGACAAGAGAGGGGAUGAGAGACAGAAGAAGAAUGAAGGUAAAAGCAGGUUACAUAGACAAAAUAAGUGGAGAUGAGACAUAGGGGAUGCUGAGGGAGAGUAAGGUCUAGUUGGAGAGAACAAGUAGAGAAGAAUGAAGGUGAAUAAAGGACAGGAAAGAAGAGAAAUGGAAUGUUGAAUGAAUAUAUGAGAUAUGGCAAAUUCCAUUGGCAGGCCCUUAUCCACAUAGAACUUUCUGUGGAACUUCCAACCCACAAACUAGAAGCUCUUCGGAUGCAAUAUGAGGAGCCUAAAUGCAGAUUCCAAAUCAGAAUUAGAGUAAACUGAAUGGAGCAAACGACGAGACAUCUCAACGCAGGAGAUCUUCAGUAAGCAAUAGAAAUGAGAAAAAUUAAUAGAGAAGUUCAGUUCAGACUAAACUUUCGGGUUGGCCAUUUUCCUACUCUAGAUAUUGCCCGAAAGCCCUGCCUGAAGGUCACUUAGGGUGGUGAUGCUUGAGGCGAAUAUGUAGUUGCUGCCCUAGAUAUUCUUGGAUGGAAGGUUCCCCUGGGUGUUGUGCCAAAGUAUGGACCAGGGUUCAGGCUCAUGCAGCUCCUUUCAUACCCUGAAGACAACUCAACGAGAGAAAUUAGUUCAAGCCCCACUUGAAGGUCCAGUCUUUGGUCAGUCCCCAGAUUUUAGAUUUUAGUUUUAGUCAAAGACUGGACCUUCAAAUGGGGCUGGAACCUAUUUCUCUAGUUGACUUGUCUUCAGGGUAUGAAAGGAGCUGCAUGAGCCUGAACCCUGGUCCAUUCUUUGGCACCACACCCAGGGGAACCUUCCAUCCCACCUGGUGCCAUCUCCUUGCUUAGCUUAGCCCAUUUAGGUACCAAUCUAGCCAUCCAUCUCAUGUGCUCUGCUCUAUUGGGUUUGCACCUUGGUUAGUGCUGUGAUGGAAGAAAUUCACUCAACAGAUGCCUUUUUCUUGCACCACUCAUUGGCUGGUUCCUCUCUUCAACAAGUAUGGCCGCCCCCUUCCAACCAACCCAGACUAUCUACAAAGGGUUGUAGAUACUGAUCGACUCAUUUAUACACAAGGUCAAGCUGUCUAUACACAUACAAAUACGUUUUGUACAAUAAUUGCAACACGUUUGGUGGCCCAAUAUCCAGGUACAAUGUGCCAACUGGACCUUUGUGUGAUUAAAGCAACUGUCAGUUUUUCUGUU